GCCGCCGCCCCGAGCGCUCCCUCACGGCCCGGCCCGGCCCGGCCCGGCCCCGCCCGGCUCCCACUGCCGCGGCUGCCACCGCGCCUCUCCCCGGCGGCGCACCAUGCCGGCCGACCUGAUGGAGAAGAGCAGCGCCUCGCCGGUGGCCGCCACCCCCGCCAGCGUCAAUGCGACGCCCGACAAGCCGAAGACGGCGGCGGAGCAUCGCAAGUCCUCAAAGCCCAUCAUGGAGAAGCGGCGGCGAGCGCGCAUCAACGAGAGCCUAGGGCAGCUGAAGACGCUCAUCCUGGACGCACUGAAGAAGGAUAGCUCCCGGCAUUCCAAGCUGGAGAAAGCCGACAUUCUGGAGAUGACUGUCAAGCACCUGCGGAGCCUCCAGCGAGCCCAGAUGACUGCUGCCCUGAGCACAGACCCCACAGUCCUGGGCAAGUACCGAGCCGGCUUCAGCGAAUGCAUGAACGAGGUGACGCGGUUCCUCUCCACCUGCGAGGGCGUCAACACUGAGGUGCGCACCCGGCUUCUGGGCCACCUGGCCAGCUGCAUGACCCAGAUCAACACCAUGAACUACCCUGCGCCCCCCCCGCCGCCCCCGUUGCCACCGGCCGCAGCCUUCGGGCCACCCCUGGUUCCUCCAGGCGGGGGCGUGGGGCCGCUCCCGGGCAUGCCCUGCAAGCCAGGUGCCGAUGCAGCCAAGGUGUAUGGUGGCUUCCAGCUGCUACCGGCCUCUGAUGGGCAGUUUGCCUUCCUCAUCCCCAGCACUGCCUUUGCUCCUGGUGGAGCUGUGCUGCCUCUGUAUGGCGGCCCACCCACAGCUGCCACUGCUGCCUCGCCACCAGGCCCGCCACCUGGCACGGCCGACUCGGUCUGGAGACCCUGGUGAGGGUGGUGGGCACCGGACUGGACUUGGCAAUGCACCCCGUGCUGCUGGCACGGCUGUACAUAGAUUAUAUGUUCAUAUUGGAUUGUGCCUUUGUACCAUAGCACUCCCUUGACAGUGUUUCGUGUUUUACACGAGAUCUUUUUUCUUCCUUUCCUCCCUUUCCUUAUGUGACACCAAAGAUUGGGGGUUUGUUUUUUGGUUGGGUUUUUUUUUUUGGUUUUUUUUUGGUUUUUUUUUGAAUGCUCUUAAAAUAAAAGUUUCCCUUCCAUUUUGGAAGGCCUUUGGAGAAAAUUUGAGCUCUGGCAUGUGUGCAUAGGAGGGACCCCAGUUCCUGGCUGCCUGUGGAUCUUGCUGCUCCAGGGCUGCCUUGUCCUGUUUGCCAGGCUGGAGCUGUCACUCAGACCCUUUGUCCCCUCUGUCUUGUGAAAUCACCUGGCCCCUCUCCCUGCCCUGGGGCAGAUGUAAUUACUGCUUCUUUGGGAGCAGCUCAAUUAAUCAGACUUGUUAAAAGGAGCUUGUAUUUGCAGAGCUGGUGAAUGUGCUGUGGGACUCACCUCUGCUCUGUUCUGGCACCUCGGGCUGAUGGAGUUGGUGUGGUAAAGCAAGACAUGGAGCUGCC
Camarhynchus parvulus is the source of this 1499-nucleotide messenger RNA. It is a transcript of the gene HES1, whose product is annotated as hes family bHLH transcription factor 1. The record is from RefSeq and is a predicted model, not a curated record. NCBI's taxonomy places the organism in Eukaryota, Metazoa, Chordata, Aves, Passeriformes, Thraupidae. The transcript is spliced from 4 exons. Bases 104 to 880 code for a protein of 258 amino acids. Gene Ontology annotation, biological process: Notch signaling pathway; anterior/posterior pattern specification; regulation of transcription by RNA polymerase II. Gene Ontology annotation, molecular function: RNA polymerase II cis-regulatory region sequence-specific DNA binding; DNA-binding transcription factor activity, RNA polymerase II-specific; protein dimerization activity. Gene Ontology annotation, cellular component: nucleus.